Messenger RNA from Lactuca sativa (garden lettuce), 767 nucleotides. Its product is annotated as protein MODIFYING WALL LIGNIN-1. The record is from RefSeq and is a predicted model, not a curated record. Lineage: Eukaryota; Viridiplantae; Streptophyta; Magnoliopsida; Asterales; Asteraceae.
AUUAUACAAUCUUUAGUUUGGUACAGAAGUCAUUAAUGGAGAGCAAAGCUGUUGGGUUCUGUGCUGUUGUAGCAGUGCUCGGAAUAAUAGCAGCAGCUGCUGGUUUUGCGGGGGAGAUCACUAGGGUUAAGGCUUCUGAGGUUUAUAUUUUAGGUAAUGCGUGUGUAUAUCCAAGUAGUCCAGCUCUUGCUCUUGGAAUCGUAGCAGCCGUGUUCACAAUCAUUGCACGAGUUUACAUAAGCGUUACAUUUGGUGGAUGUAGUUGUUUUCGAAAUGACCCUAAUUCCACCCCAAUUUCAAAACUCCUUGGUGUAUUAUCAUGGGUAGCUUCGGUUAUAGCUGUGAUUCUAUUGCUCGCAGCUGCAGGACUAAAUAAUAGAGAAGGUGGACAGGUUGAUUCAUAUGGUUAUUUUACAUGUUAUGUUGUAAAGCCUGGAAUCUUUGCAGCUGGAGCUAUUCUCUCUCUUCUAAGUGCAGCUUUCGGGAUUGCUGCUUAUGUUACUUUAGUUCCUGCAGCUACACAGACGACCGUAAAUCCUGCGGUUGCGUUCCCAGUGGGUCCUAAUGUUGAUCCAGAGAAAGGUGGAGUGCCUUUCCCUCCUCAACAAUACCCUCCACAACAAUACCCUCAACAACAAUAUUGAAAAAAAGAGAAAGUUUGAACAAAGGAUGUUGCUUUGACGCUAUAUAUAUGUUUUAUGGAUUUGUUUUCGAUUUCCAGUUUUUACAUAUCUUAAUUAAUAUAUUUGGGUUUCUUAGGGUUUCAA